Molecule: messenger RNA, 544 nt
Organism: Triticum dicoccoides
Lineage: Eukaryota; Viridiplantae; Streptophyta; Magnoliopsida; Poales; Poaceae
Exons: 5
Coding region: 116-544 (142 amino acids)
Source: RefSeq, a predicted model, not a curated record
UGGUAGCAAAAGGCAGACCGCUGAAGAAGCUCUAGGAAAAUAGAUAUCCAAUACACAAAAAGAAGCAGAAUGCAUAGCAGCCUGCUCUGCAGCAAUUGAUGUCACCCCUCUGCAAAUGAUUCCUCCUGCACCUUCUGAAGCCAUGAAGGUGAACACUACUGGCACGAAAAGAAUACCAUCGGAAGAAGCUGCAGUAAAACAGAGAUCAAAUGGACAAAAAGAAGCACAAGAAAUAACAAACUGCUCUGCAUCAAUUGAUAACACUCUUCUUCAUAUGCGGCUGCCUCCAAAAACAACAAUGGAACUAGAAUGUCCACCUGGAGUUGUCCAACUUUCAGACAAUGAAUCUCCUACGAUAAAGAAAACACCUAAACCAAGUCUGCGUGCACCAGGACUGCCAAAUGCCAUUGGACGGCUCAACUUGCAAGAUUCCAGCUGCAUAAUAAAACCUCGAGGUCUUCAGUUCAUUAGUUCAGGCAACCCAGGAGAUCCAAACGACACAGGUAAUACCAACUGUGAUCCUUUCACUACAUCUGAUUUUUGA